GUUCUAUCAGUGUCGCCAAAGCAGCUUCGUCUUUGUUGCAAACGCACAGCCAACGCCAGGUGAUACUGAAUACCACCGCCGCAUGGGUUCGCCGUUGGGUUAUCGGGCAGAAGUUGUGUCCCUUUGCACGACCCUUGGUGGACCGGGGUGUGCUGCGCUUACGGCUGGUUCCUGACCUCCCGUCUUUGCUGCCAGUGUUCCACCAGGAGGUGCUGUUGCUGCUGGAGCGGAAUAACGCUUGUAAAAAGAACACCAUGUUGACGGAGGUCCCAGCACCAACCAGCAUGGGGACGCGUUAUGGAUCUGAAGCAUUGUGUUCUAGGUCUGCCUCUCAAGAAGAGAAGCGGAACGCGACUAGCCCACAAGUGCAAGACGAGGUGGAUCGAGGUGAACAAGGUUCCUGCCCGGAGAGGGGGAAGCCGAAGCAGGCGGAGAAACGCACCAUUGGCGAGGACACCACGACCAAAACGACUUUAGGACAGGACCAAAACGACCGAGCCUGUACAACUUCUAGCUGGACUACAGUUGUCACUCCUGAG
This is a messenger RNA of Amoebophrya sp. A120, 539 nucleotides long. NCBI's taxonomy places the organism in Eukaryota, Dinophyceae, Syndiniales, Amoebophryaceae. The record is from the annotation of a GenBank genome assembly.